Molecule: messenger RNA, 4821 nt
Organism: Sycon ciliatum
Lineage: Eukaryota; Metazoa; Porifera; Calcarea; Leucosolenida; Sycettidae
Product: VWFA and cache domain-containing protein 1-like
Exons: 16
Coding region: 225-4238 (1337 amino acids)
Cellular component (GO): voltage-gated calcium channel complex
Molecular function (GO): voltage-gated calcium channel activity
Source: RefSeq, a predicted model, not a curated record
CGGGGAUUUCCUGAACGCGUUCCAGCCCAUCUGAAUCCCAGUGAAUCCCACCAAACCAAGCUGCACUUGCUAGCGAAGGCGAGAGCAGAUCGAAGAACUCGGAGCUGAGCUGGCAGUGGUCUCACUCUCAGCUGCUGUUAUCGACGAUUUUGCGGUGACCGUCUUCUGGUCUUGGUCGUAACACAGGCACCCGUGGCUAGUGCCUUGGCUUGGGCGCGGCAGCUAUGAAGGCAUUUCGUGGCCAGGCGCUGUUACUGGCGUUCGUGCUGGUUCAGUGGACUUUGGUCGAGGGACAAGGAUCUUUCUGUUCGUUCUUUGGAAAUAAAUCACCUUCUCCGCAACCCGGAUUGCAGAACUGUACGUGGUAUAGGGACAGUUCAUGCUGUGUGAAUGAGGAGAUCAACUCACUAUUUAAUCAAGUACAAGUGCCAGCUAAUUCCAACGGACAUUGUCGCAAUUACAUCACCUACUUGAUGUGUUACGUGUGCGAUCCCAGGCAAAGUAACUUCUAUGCACAGGAACGUCUGACUGUGUGUGAAGAUUUCUGCAAUGAUCUACUGAGUGCAUGCCAAGAUGCUAGAUUACAAGGAGUACGUUUGGGAACACGUUAUGGCACUAAUGGAAGUGCUUACUGCGCUGACCGCCGAUUCCAAGUUUCCAACGUGAAAGAAAAUUGCUUUACGCUAGAAGAAAGCAAGAGAACAUUGGUUGCCAGCAGUUCAUUGUUAAAACCAAGUAUUCUGUUAGUCCUGCUGCUACCAUUGAUUUUGGUAUUGAGUGGAUCAUUCAGUAUGACUGGUAAUGCCGGUCAGAGGAUGACAUCAUUCCUGUUGGUAGCCGUGGUAGUGUUGGUGAUCUGCAGUUCAAGUUCAGCUUUAGUCACUGACAACAACAUCAAAUCCAUGGCAACGAGCAUACAAUCUUCUUUGAUCAGCAUUUCCAACGAUGGCAUCCAACGAGAACAGCUGCAGGAGCUCUACGAUAACGCUACAAGUGAAUCCAACGACCUGAACGUCACCUACAUUCUCACUGAGAUUGAACAGAAGCUGACGGCUCUCACGGCCGACUUGGACAUGGCUAGCAAGGCUGUGAAGGAUGCAGUCAUUUCGGCCCGCACUCGUGCAAACAACCUACCGACCAAGUCGCCGGGCUUGGCCUCUCUGCCAACUUCUGUCUUUUUGGAUGCUGAUACUAUGUUCACCAGUCCUGCACUGGAAGUUGAAUAUAACAGCACUUUUCGCAAGUACGCCAGCUUCCAACAGAGCUCGGUCAAGAUUCCCAGCUCUGUCAACCGUGAUGCUGUUGAUGUGUAUGACACCGUGGAGUGGAGUGCGGGCAUCGACCCAAUGCUGAGACAGACAAUGAAGUUCCGCAAUGCCAGGUGGGCCUACUUUGGCGCAGAGACUGGUGUGUAUCGCUCAUUUCCUGCUGUGGAGUGGGAAAGUAACUUUGCCGGCUUCAGAACAGACUACGAUCCCCGAGUUCGGCCAUGGUACCUUGCAGCCACGUCAGGUCCCAAGGCUGUGGGUAUCUUUCUGGACUGCAGUGCCUCGAUGGAUGACGACGGCAGAAUGGGAAUUGCGAAGGCAGCUGCCAAGCAAAUCAUCAAUUCCCUGACUAGGGAUGACCAGGUGAAUGUCAUCUGUUCGCGUGGUAACUACAUCAACUCUGGUGGUAACCGCCGUUCCUAUGACCCAGUCGUACUGGGCUGCAACAAGAAAAAGUUUAUGAGAGCCACUCCGUCAAACCGUGCUCAGCUAAUUUCAAGCAUUGAUGCUCAGGAAGGUUAUGGAAGUGGCGAGGAACAUAACACUGCCCUGAACACGCUGAUAAGCCUCUUCCCGACAGCUACAGAUGGCACUGGUGGCUGUGAGAAGAUCCUCAUCGUGCUCACAGAUGGCAAGGACACGGACCCGCGAAACUACAAACACGUGUGCUAUGACCGAAAUCGUGGAACAUACGGCUGUGUCUUGCUGCGCACGGAAUUCAGUGAAAUUUACAGCACGGUUUCCUUUGCUCACACUUCGAGUCGCAAGAUCAAGGUGGUGGGUAUCGAAGUGGGUGAUGAAGGAUCAACUCUACCAGGCAAGCUAGGCUGUGAUAAUGGUGGUGUGUACAUUCAGCUGAGAUCUAGCGAUAACAUCCGAUCAAUGAUGAGCCCUUACUACAGUUACCUGGCCAGACUGGCUAACACGGACAAUGAUCAAAUUAGUCCCACAGCACCCUAUGUCGAUGUGUCUGGCCUGGGAAGAAUCAUCACCCUCUCAAGAGCCAUUUACGACCCACAAGAUGCUCAGACUCUGCUUGGCGUAGUGGGAGUGGAUGCAGUGCUGGAUGAUCUUGAGAAUACACUACUGGAUGACCAGUUUGGCCUGUCCUAUGCAUUCCUCAUUGACACAGAGGGAAGAGCUAUCGUUCAUCCACGCCUGAAGCCAAGUUCAGAGCUUGUUGAUGAUCCUGUUUAUCCACGAAUCUCAAGCUUGGAAGUUCAUGACGGUCUACCAGUAGAGUUUGACCAAACCAACGGAAUAUUAGCGGACUUGAUGGCCCAGAAAACUGGUCAACGGACAGUAACAGGCCCUCGCGCACAACAGCUCGGCGGGUUGGAAGAUGGCGUCAAGUGGAUCAACAAUGUCCGUUUCACGUACCAUUUCUCUUCUGUCCGGUCGACCGACUAUGCGUUUGCUUUUGUCUUGACUGAGGCGGAUGCAAGCCAGGUGAUGCUUAGUAACACCAUGUAUACGCCGGGACAAGCCCACAAUUACUACCAUGAGAUCAGUAAGUAUGACAGCGCCACUCGAACCACCAUUGGCUACACGACCAAUAGCAACAACUACAAUAACCUGGCGGUCGCACUGAAAGCGUCAACGUUCAAAUUGGCAGGACAAGCCUUCUGCGAUCCAACUCAGUAUCUGUUGUCGGAUGAGCCUAACUCAACUCUUGUUGAUAGCUACUACAACAGUGGUGCCAUGCUGGCUGCCUGUGAUGCUGGUGGAAUAUUCCAACCAGAGACCAGGUCCACUGUUUGGGUAACCCAGCCAGUCGAAGCAGCUUGGAGGGCCCGUUCAGCAGCCGUAUCUGAUGAGAUUAUUUGGACUUACUUUGGCUCUGCUAAUGGAGUAUGGAGGAGUUUCCCAGGAUCUAGGUCUACACGCAACUAUGACCCCACCAGGCGUCCCUGGUACCACCGUGCAUUGGCAAACCCACCAUCUCAGUACGCCACUUCAUCUGUGUAUUUGGAUGCCGGUGGUAUUGGCAAAGUGGUGACAGUAGCUCAGACCGUAUUCCAGACCCGCUCUGUUCCCUCAGGUACUGGCUUGUGUACUGCAGCUACUGGAAGAGCUGGCAACUGUGCGUGCUCAAGUCAUGCUCAAUGCCAGUCUUUGUACUGCUAUGGUACACCAAGCAUGUGUGCCAAUCCAACGAUUGCUGGUGUGGGUGCAAUUGAUUUCCGCUACAACAUGUUUGCUGGAACCAUCGAAUCUGCAUUGGCUAUACCUGGUAUCGUUACGGCUGAUCGAUGUAGUCAAGCCGGUGUCAGUUGUAUGCUGGUGAAUGAUGCAGCUGAGGUGGUGUACCACGCCAGCUUUGCGUCGGUACCUGACGGCGAUCCACGUAACUACCAAGGUGUACCACUCGGUUACUUGAACGGGGCUGUCAUGCUGGAUCUGGUGGAUCGAGGGGUCUUUGACCGCUUCACCUUCAGGAACUUGCAGGGCACCUGUCAAAUUUCACCAUAUGCACCUCGAGCCACUGAUCGCGGCCUCAUCCUAUCGGCAGAACAGGAAGACAACUACUACGUCAACCGCGGACCUAUUCCCCGCUUCCAGAAUAACUAUGGUUGCCCACUUAAUCAGAUUCAGUAUCAACGCAACUUGACGAAGGUUGACUUCACUAAUAGCGUGACCACACCCUUCCAGGGCCCAUGUAUUUAUGGAGACUAUCGUAUCUUCCCUGUUGGGGACACCAACCUUCUUCUACUUGUCAUUCAGACCACAACCAACAACACAGGCAACUUCUUUAACUUCAACUGUCACAUCUUCAACAAUGUGGCAAGGUCUGGUGGAUUUGAGUCCAAGGAGACAGGAUGUGCCACUAACUUUGAUGAUACUGAAGUCAGGGCAACUUGUCCCACCGCCGUCAACUAUGAGCCAUUUUGCAAUUACAACUCUGCAUCUCUGCUGGCAUGCUCCUCAUUGCUUGUUGCUCUCUUGGCAACUAUUUCUUGCCUGCUUUGAACAGAUGCGUAAACUUGUAGCAGCAAAACGGUAGACGUUAAUUCAUGUUGCUAGAUGUCACAUACAAGCUGCUUUGCCUCGUGCGAAUAUUUUCUUGAUUAUUUGUAGCUGUCACCGGGUGUGACUACUAGUAUUCUUGUGUUUCUUCAUUUAUCGUAUGUGCUUCACAUACAUUGCUUUUUUUCUUCUUCUUUUUUUUAAAACAUUUCCUCUUUCUUUACCUAAAGGAUUGAUAAAGUGAGAAUUUAUUUUCAACUGCGGGUUCCCUUCUUUCCUUUGUUGCCCGCAAAGUCUAGAUUUUUCUUUUAUUAAUUUUGUUGCCUGCAAUGUCUAGAUUUUUCUUGUGUUCUCUUGGCGGCUGGCCUGCGUCGAGAGCGUUUCACGGCCUUGCCUUCAUUUCAGAUAGUAGAAACCUUGUUGGUGUAGGGUUGCUAGUGUUUGUAAAGCUAAGGAUAGAGAUCUGAUCAUAACUAUCUCUUUCCGACUAUAUUCUCAAUUAUGCAGUCUUUGUGAUCGGUCCCGAAUAAGCACAGAGGCAAGAAAGUUCAAGGACUGUAAUAGUGUCUUGAUGACAUCAAUUAUA